Molecule: messenger RNA, 890 nt
Organism: Symbiodinium sp. CCMP2456
Lineage: Eukaryota; Dinophyceae; Suessiales; Symbiodiniaceae
Source: the annotation of a GenBank genome assembly
AUGCAGAAGGUGGCUCGUGCAAACCGGUGCUCGCUGAGGCAGCAUGCAUGGUGCUACACGCACAACGGCCUCUGCCCGCUUUUCGGGUCGUCCGUUGCCGCGGACAUCGAGGUUGCCGGCUUGCCGUGCAUCGACUUCAGUAAGGCUGGCAAACGGUUGGGUCCGGAGGGGCCCCACGCCAAGGUUUUCGUGGCCCACGCCAAGCGGCAUGUGGAAUUGGCGACACCAGUUAUCGUGAUCGAGAAUGUUUGGGAGCUGUCGAUUCCCAUGAUCGAGAAGCUUUAUGGCAACCACUAUGACAUCCACCCGCUGUACUGCAAGACCGACGACACUGGCCAUUCGGCGGCGAGCCGUGACCGAGUCUAUGUGGUUCUGGUGCACCAGCAGCGAGCUGUCAUGACGCUAGACAUAAAGUCGCUGUACGACCGCGUGGCUGGAAAGAUCCGGAAUCUGGUGCGGACCGAAGUCUCAGACUACCUUGUUGCCGGUAGAUGGGAGAUUUUGCGUGAGGCACAAGAUCUCGCACGACGCAGAAUGCUGGAUUUGCUCACUGAGCGUGAGCGCAAAGCAGUUUCUUGGGCAAGCCAGCACUACCAGAAAAAAUUUGGUCGCCCGGCAGCCCGGGAUAAGCACCUGGUGUUGCAGCUGCGAGAUUCGCCGCCUAAGUAUCUGUGCUGGUCUGCGGUUUCCAGAAAGCUCCCAACAAUGCGACUUGGCUCCCAUUUGUGUUGGCACUUUCGGACAAGCCGACUCAUGACAGCCAGGGAGCAUCUGUGCUCCCUCGGAUUUCCAGUCACAGCUGAGACAGCUCUCAGUAUGGGAGUGCCAAUGCUGCCUGUGAAAGACAGCAAGCGAGCCAACCAUUUGGCGGGAAACGCCAUGCACUUUUC